Molecule: messenger RNA, 995 nt
Organism: Selaginella moellendorffii
Lineage: Eukaryota; Viridiplantae; Streptophyta; Lycopodiopsida; Selaginellales; Selaginellaceae
Product: dolichyl-diphosphooligosaccharide--protein glycosyltransferase subunit 2
Exons: 8
Coding region: 43-936 (297 amino acids)
Biological process (GO): protein N-linked glycosylation
Cellular component (GO): membrane; oligosaccharyltransferase complex
Source: RefSeq, a predicted model, not a curated record
UUAACAAGACCUAACCCUAGCUAGGGUUUUUUUUGGCGAGCGAUGGGCUUGCGAGGGUUUCUUGCUGCGGCUCUUCUCAUCUGCCUUUGGAGCUUGAUUCAAGCCGAUCCCAAGGAUGCGUCGACCAUUCUCGUCUCGGAUGUCGCGAUCUCUAUCUGGGACACCGACACUGGCAGCCCCGACUACAAAACAGAGUUGAAAUUCGAGGAGAAAAAAUCCGUUGGGAUGUCCGCAAACCACCUGCAAAAGCUUAAGAUUUCUUUCAAGCUCACUACUCCAGAAGGAGCUCUAUUUUCCGCUCAUCAGGUGUUUUUCCGAUUACGGUAUGGCAAAUCUGAGCGUCUGUUUCUCUUCAAGUCGUCGAAAAAGGGAUACGCUCUUCAGCUGGAUUUCCUUGGACUCGUAGAGGAGCUGCAUUAUCUAUCGGGCCAAUACGACAUGGAUCUCAUUGUCGGGGACGCCAAAAUGGCCAACUCUUUCCUCUGGAAUCUGGGAAGUCUGGAACUCGACCUUCCAGAGCCUCCAGAGGGCGCGUCAAAGAAAACACCGGCCUUGGAGACCGACCCCAUGGCUGUUUUCAAACCAAAAGCCGAGGUAGCACACAUCUUCCGGACUCCCGAGAAACGGCCUCCAACAGCGCUCUCUUACACGUUUCUGGCCUUCACCAUCCUUCCCUUCCUCGCUUUCCUUGUUGGGAUGAAGCUGUUGAAUAUCAACUUUGGCAACGCGCCUACUUCCGGUCUUCCAGCUCUGUCGGCUCUUGCGUUUCACGGUGGCCUUGCAUCGAUCCUUGGGCUUUAUCUUCUCUUCUGGCUCAAGCUCAAUCUCUUCACAACUCUGCAGAUUCUGGGAUUUCUUGGCCUCCUCACAACUGUUGCAGGGUAUGGUAUCUUGUCACACCUUGCAGAUGUGUCCUACAAGGUUAAAGUAGCAUAGCCUUGUAUCAAAUGCUGGACAAAAGUUUUGAAGAUAAGGAACCUGUUUUUCGUUUAUAA